Cololabis saira (Pacific saury) is the source of this 1422-nucleotide messenger RNA. It is a transcript of the gene drd4-rs, whose product is annotated as dopamine receptor D4 related sequence. Gene Ontology annotation, molecular function: G protein-coupled receptor activity; dopamine neurotransmitter receptor activity, coupled via Gi/Go. The transcript is spliced from 4 exons. Gene Ontology annotation, biological process: adenylate cyclase-inhibiting dopamine receptor signaling pathway; adenylate cyclase-activating adrenergic receptor signaling pathway. The record is from RefSeq and is a predicted model, not a curated record. The coding region runs from base 169 to 1422 and encodes 417 amino acids. Lineage: Eukaryota; Metazoa; Chordata; Actinopteri; Beloniformes; Belonidae. Gene Ontology annotation, cellular component: plasma membrane.
GACCUCCACCUGGGACAGGUAACACAAACACACCUGCUGAGACCAAGACACAUCUGGACCUCCACCUGGGACAGGUAACAGCCAGAGUGACAGAGACAGGUGACGUUGCCCCGGUAACCUGCUGUCUCCAGAUGUUCCAGGCCGGCGGCCGUGUUCAGCCCCUCCACCAUGGACAACGUGACGUCCGGCAGCCGUCCAGGUGAGCCGCACCUGCAGGGCCACAACUACCUGGCUCUGGUCCUGGGCGUCCCGCUGAUCCUGUCCACCGUCCUGGGGAACGUGCUGGUGGUUCUGAGCGUGCUCACCGAGCGCUCGCUGAAGACGGCCACCAACUACUUCAUCGUCAGCCUGGCGGCGGCCGACCUGCUGCUGGCCGUGCUGGUGCUGCCGCUCUACGUCUACUCCGAGUUCCUGGGGGGGAUCUGGACCCUGAGCUCCUACGUCUGCGACGCCCUGAUGACCAUGGACGUGAUGCUGUGCACCGCCUCCAUCCUCAACCUGUGUGCCAUCAGCGUGGACAGGUACAUCGCCGUGGUGGUUCCCCUGAAGUACAACCGGAACCAGUUCAGCAUGCGGCAGCUGGCGCUGAUCGCGGCCACCUGGGUCCUGUCCCUGGGCGUGGCCAGCCCCGUCAUCUUCGGCCUGAACCGGGUCCCGGGCCGCGACCCGGCCGUGUGCCGGCUGGAGGACGACCGCUUCGUGGUGUACUCGUCUGUCUGCUCCUUCUUCGUGCCCUGCCCCGUCAUGCUCUUCCUCUACUACUGGAUGUUCCGCGGCCUGCGGCGCUGGAGCGACCGGAGCCGCUCCAAGACCGGCGGUUCCGCCGGGUCCGCCAGUUCCGGCCACCGCCGCCACCGCCUCUCCCUGCGAUUGGGCUCGGCUUUGUGUCGGGCCAAGGCCACGACGGCCGGGGGCCGGGAGAAGGUGGUGUACACCGUCCCCGACGGGCUCAGCCCCACCUCCCCGUCCGCCGUCUCCAUGGCGACGCCCGGGACGACACCAGGGACGGGGGAGGCGGCGGCGGCGACCGAGAGCGACCCGAUGACGACCCAGAUGGACAGCGUGUCGGACGGCGAGCCGGCGGAGAGGCGGGCGGGAAGCAGCCGGAGGGAGAACGGGUUGAAGGGAGGAUCAGGGAAGGGGGGGAGGAGGACGAGCAAGACCAGCAGAGUCAGCGGGAGAGAACGGAAGGCCAUGAGAGUCCUGCCGGUGGUGGUUGGUGUGUUUCUGGCCUGUUGGACGCCGUUCUUCGUCGUCCACGUCACCAAAGUGUUCUGCGAGUCCUGCGACAUCAGCCCCACCCUCAUCUCCGUGGUAACGUGGCUCGGCUACGUGAACAGCGCCGUCAACCCGAUCAUCUACACCGUGUUCAACGCCGAGUUCAGGAACGUCUUCCACAAACUGCUCUGCUGUCGGAUGUGA